Molecule: messenger RNA, 1398 nt
Organism: Mus musculus (house mouse)
Lineage: Eukaryota; Metazoa; Chordata; Mammalia; Rodentia; Muridae
Gene: Smco1
Product: single-pass membrane protein with coiled-coil domains 1
Exons: 3
Coding region: 130-774 (214 amino acids)
Cellular component (GO): membrane
Source: RefSeq, marked validated
GGGCAGUACUGAGAUGGGAUGUUCCCAUCGCCGCUGCCUGUUGCCGAGUGGAAAACAGCAGAAGGUUUGGGAUCUCAAGAGUGUUCAUCGUGCUGCGUGCCGUUUCCUUUCCUUUUCCUCCUUCAGAAGAUGACCCAUGAGACCACAACCCUGAUAUCCUUGAAGGAAGCAAUGAAAAGAGUAGACAACAAGCUCAGAGCUCUAGACACACAGUUCAAAGAACUGGACGUCACCAAGGAUAAUCUGACGCUUCGAUUUGAACACCAUAGCAAGACUUUGGCAAGCCAAGCAGCCCAGGAUGAGAUAUGGACAGCAGCUCUGGCCCUUGGGUUCACCUCAAUGGAACUGAAUAUUGUAUACAGCUAUGUCAUCGAGGUCCUUAUUUGCUUGCACACUCGAAUGCUUCAGAAACUCCCAGACCUGGUGAGAAGUCUCCCGACCUUAGCCUCUGUCCUUAGAAGAAAAGCCAAGAACAAGCAUGUUAGGCUUGUGUGGGAGUCUGUCCUGCAGGAGUACGGGCUGCAGGAGAGGGAUGUCUCAGCACUCUGUACCUUCUUCAUUGUACAUGGCAACAAAGGAGAGCACUAUGCUGCCAACGUAAGACGGAUGUACAUCAAAGAUGUUUCCUUCAUGAUCACCAACAUGGUAAAGAACCAGGCUCUACAGGAUGGAUUGCUUAGAGCUGUUCAGAUCAUCGAGAAGGGGAAACAAGCACAGGACCCUGAAAACUCAAGGGCACCCCUAAAAGAGUUGAUGCCCCCAGUUAAAGACUAACCUGUUACCUUUGACCCAGCAGUUCCACUCUCGGUCAUUUGUAUUUUUUUUCCCCCAAGACAGGGUUUCUCUGUACGGCCCUGGCUGUCCUGGAACUCACUCUGUAGACCAGGCUGGCCUUGAACUCAGAAAUCCACCUGCCUCUGCCUCCCAAGUGCUGGGAUUAAAGGCGUGCGCCACCACUGCCCGGCGGUCAUUUGUAUUUUAAAAACCAAAAAAAUGCAUAAUUUAAUUUUUAUAGGCUUAUUUUAUAGCAAAAGUGGAAGGAACAUUAAAGAAAUUAUGACAAAUGGAUACAAUGUACAUUGUGUGUGUAGCCAUAUUUGAAAAAGAAGCAAAUAUUUUAUAAUGAAGUAGAAUUUGGGGUGUAGCCCAGAGUACAUUUUUUUUUUUUUUUUUUGGUUUUUCGAGACAGGGUUUCUCUGUGUAGUCCUGGCUGUCCUGGAACUCACUCUGUAGACCAGGCUGGCCUCGAACUCAGAAAUCAGCCUGCCUCUGCCUCCCGAGUGCUGGGAUUAAAGGCGUGCGCCACCACCACCCAGCUACAUUUUUUUUUUGUAUGUAUGAGGCCCUGAGUUCAAUCCCUGAUACCACCAAAUACAUAAUAAAGAAAUUUAUAUGGAA